AUGAAUAAUCCAUUGUGUGAUCAAAACAUUGCCAUCGAUUCGGCAUUUGUGGACAAAUACACUGAUUUGGGAUCAGAUGUCAUCACUUUGUUUGCAGACAACACUGUCUAUCAAUUGACUGUCAAUACAACGGAUCCCAUAAAUCCUGUCUUCGUAUACAACAGAUCCCAAUCAGUGGACGAGUGGUCGGAAGGCAUCGUCGGUCCCAUUAAUAGUACAAUUAAGACAUCGGCCGUCGAUCGCAAUCAAACACUAUAUGCAAAACAAAUCUAUUUUGAAACUUUGGUUAAACAGCCGUUUAAAUGGAUUAGAAGUGUAUUAUUUUACAGGAAAAGUCAAUUUCAUAUUAUCACAUAUGAUCAUGGUAACGGAUCUACCAAUUGGCCACUUAAUCACUAUAAUCUGAUCCAAGAGUACCAGAAGAAUGGCAAUAAUAAUCAUACCGUCGAUGAGAUCGAGAGUUAUUUGUCAAAAACUACGGCUGGUUUUGCAUUCAAUGACUACUUUUAUUUGUUUGCCGGAAGUCUUGUCUGUCGUAUGAAUAACAAGACUAUUGAGUUUGAAGACAAUUGUUUGACACAAACUAUCGCUCAAUGGAUUGGUUGCGAAGACAAUGCAUUAGAUCCGACUGACAGUAAAUACACAAUGAUUUUGAUAUUAAUGAUCAUUUUGGUGGUCAUAACUGCACUGAUUAUAGCAUUUAUAACGUAUAAACUUUGGACGAGAUCUGCGCCCAAAGGUUACCAAAAAUACAAAACCAAACAAAAACAUCGACAGACCGUCUCUUCGGACACAGAAUCGGGUAAUAAGUCUUUGAAUGCAUCGGAAAGUCGAGACCCGAAGGCAUCGAUGUCUUUGUCGUCACUCAAAGACAAGAGACCAACGGAUCUAAAAGUUAAGAGCAAUGAAGAAUCGGUUGGAAGCGUCGGAUCAGAUUAA
Messenger RNA from Medioppia subpectinata, 939 nucleotides. The record is from the annotation of a GenBank genome assembly. NCBI's taxonomy places the organism in Eukaryota, Metazoa, Arthropoda, Arachnida, Sarcoptiformes, Oppiidae.